AUGGUACUGAAGGUCACCCACCAAAUUAUUACUUCUCUCUUAUUUCCUCAAGAAGAGAUUAGCAAGGCAAACAAAAAAGAAUUAGAAGUUUUGUGGUGCAUGAUUAACAAGCCCAAGGAAGUCCCUCGUUUUGGGUGUUGGGAAGUUCAGAAGAUGCUCGAAAAUGCCAUGAGCAAUGGUGGCCAGCUACAUUGUGGAGGCAUGGUAUCUAUUAUAGCUGAACAUCUUGGCCUCCAUCUACCUAACAAUCUAACCAAUAUAAUUAUGGGCCGUACUCUUUUAUCACUUGAGGUUCUGGAAAUCAUGCAUCUUUUCCACCGUAAUUCCAAUGGAGAUGUUCAUUGGACCAUCGAUGGUAAAGAAUAUCUACGCAUCAACAGCCAAAAUAAGAGGAUAUUAGCCUUAGCCAAUGAUAUCCCAUCUUCCAAUUGGAAGCUCCAGUCCAACUUGGGUGUUAAUGUAACCCGUAGAUCUUCAGCUACCAUUCCUAAUCCUUCUGCUCCAACUCCAACUGUAGGUGCUUCUAGCUCGUCUCACCCCUUUCCUUUCCACGAACACAACCAUUACAUGGGCGAGUUUGCACGCUUAGAUCAUCAUUACACGAGCCUCCACCAGUAA
Molecule: messenger RNA, 618 nt
Organism: Lactuca saligna
Lineage: Eukaryota; Viridiplantae; Streptophyta; Magnoliopsida; Asterales; Asteraceae
Source: the annotation of a GenBank genome assembly